CCCGCUUUACCCCGUCCAUUUCAAAACCAGGCACAGCAGAGCAGCGGUGAACAGCAACGACGUGGGAUUAAUCAGUCGCGACUCGGCAAACAGGCAGGCAGGCAGGCAGGAAGUAAGACGGAGUAAAGCAGGGCGAGCCCUUAGUGUCGAGUCGUUUGAAACCGGGUAUAAAAACGGCGAGGCAAAGGCGACCUGGUAGAAGACCACCGCGGCCGCCCUUCCCGCCCACCUCCCGUUCCCGCCUCUCGAAGGCCGAGCUGAAAUAGCCGACGUGUCAUGGCGCCGUUCCAGAUGCGGUUAAGGCUCCAGAUCUCGCCAGCGCACUCCGACGAGGAGGAGGAGGAGGAGGAGGAGGACGAAGAGGAGGAGGAAGAGGAGGAGGAGGAAACGGAGAGCGAGGGGACGGUCUCGCCGCCGAUGAUGCUGAGGGCGGGGAGGGGAGGAGGGGGAGGGCUGGUGGGCGCGGUGGUGGGGGCGCUGCGGAGGUCGCUGGUGAUGUGUAGCGUCGGCGCCGUGGGGGACGACGAGGAGGAGGACAGCGAGGGGGAGGAAGAGGGGAUCGAGAUUGGGAGGCCCACGGACGUGCGCCACGUCUCGCACGUCACCUUCGACCGCUUCGGCGGGUUCCUCGGCCUCCCCGCCGAUCUCGAGCCCGACGUGCCACGGCCCACUCCCAGCGCCAGGUCUAAUUUUACAUGCAGUGUGAGUGUAUUUGGGGUUUCACCUACCUCUAUGCAAUGCUCAUAUGAUCAAAGAGGAAACAGUGUGCCCACAAUACUGUUGAUGAUGCAAAGGAAGUUAUAUAUGCGUGAGGGACUUAAGAUUGAAGGGAUCUUCAGGAUUAACGCUGAAAAUAGCCAGGAAGUCUAUGUCAGAGACCAGUUAAACAGUGGAGUGGUUCCAGAUGAAGUUGACCUACACUGCCUUUCUGGGUUGAUAAAGGCAUGGUUUCGGGAACUUCCUGCAGGAAUAUUGGACUCGCUGACACCAGAACAAGUAAUGCACUGCAACACGGAAGAGGAGUGUGCUUUCCUUGCUUCUAUGCUACCACCAGUAGAAGCAGCAUUACUUGAUUGGGCCAUUAAUCUGAUGGCCGAUGUUGUAGAGCACGAAAACCACAACAAGAUGAAUGCCCGGAGCAUCGCUAUGGUUUUUGCACCCAAUAUGACUCAGAUGGCCGAUCCGUUAACUGCCCUGAUACAUGCAGUUCAAGUGAUGAAUUUCCUCCAGACACUGAUCUUGAAAACUUUAAAGGAAAGAAAGGAAGCAGCUGGACAAGUUACGGCAUUGCAAUCAUGCUCUGAUUCCCCAAAUAACCAAGAUGAGCCUCAGAUGACAGAGGAUUUGGAGAAACCUUUAGUUUUCUCAAGUCCGGAGAAACCUUUAGUUUUCUCAAGUCAGGAAGAUGUUGAUUUUCCCAUGAUUGACAAGGCCACUUCUGAUCAGUUCCUUGGAGCUGAAAAGGUUCUCCAUCAUGGCACACAAAGCGGUUCUGAUGAGCCAAAGAAGUGUGGAAUCGAUAUGGACCACGAGAAAAGCCACAGUGAUGUAUCCCCUCCUGGUAGCAAUUUGAAUAACCAAAUCAACCAUUGUGGAAAAGAAUUUGGUAACAGAAAUGUGGAAGGCUUGUUCGAUAGAUUUAGUUUUAGGAAAGGGGUUGAGAGGCUUUGCAGGCACCCCGUAUUUCAAUUGAGUAGGUCCAUGAAGAAGUCCGAAGACGUUGUGGUCUUUGAUGCCCCCAGGGAAACAAGACAAGCUUGGGUAUGAUAUGAUAAUGAUAAUGUAUGUACUAUGUAGUUGGUAAUGCCAUUGUUUUCACUUUUGUGUGUAGCUGAUCAGCCAUUCCCCUAGUUUGUGUGAGUAGAACCGGUCGGCGUGCUAGAUAUUUCAAAUUUGAGGUUCUCUGGGUGUAUAUUAUAGCCGUUUACUUCUGACGAAAGCGUCUGGAGACAUAGUAUGUGGUUUCUACUGAGUAGAAGAAAGCCACAAUGAACUCGACUUUCUGAUGUAUACCUCAAGCGUCAGUGAUCUCUUGAUAGUCUAUUUCAAACUUGCUGAUAUGAUGUAGCAUUAUCAGCCAGUACAACCAAUGCCAGUAAACUAUUCUAUAAAUGCAUUUGCUAUUUUUGAGGA
Molecule: messenger RNA, 2133 nt
Organism: Phragmites australis (common reed)
Lineage: Eukaryota; Viridiplantae; Streptophyta; Magnoliopsida; Poales; Poaceae
Product: rho GTPase-activating protein 5-like
Exons: 5
Coding region: 277-1767 (496 amino acids)
Biological process (GO): signal transduction
Molecular function (GO): GTPase activator activity
Source: RefSeq, a predicted model, not a curated record